ACGUUUUUUUGGCCGUCCUGGAGCCUGUUCUCUUCCACCUCCUCUCUUCUCCCCAUCCUACCUCCGCGAGCCGAUGUGCCGCGGCCGGUGCGCGCCGUGGGGAGAACGCGUGAGGCUGCGGGAGGAGGCGGAGGAGGUGGCGCGCGACACAGGUUAUGAGAACUCCUUCCUCCUAGUACUACCAUGUAUGCUGUAUAUAAACAAGCUCACCCCCCAACGGGGCUGGAGUUUUCCAUGUAUUGCAACUUCUUUAGCAAUGCUGAACGCAACCUUGUGGUGGCUGGGACUUCCCAGCUUUAUGUGUACCGCCUGAACCAUGAUGCUGAGACUUCAACCAAGAGUGAUAGGAAUGCAGAAGGGAAGUUACACAAAGAACACAAAGAAAAGCUGGAACUGGUGGCCUCCUUCUCCUUUUUUGGAAAUGUUAUGUCUAUGGCUAGUGUGCAGCUUGCUGGAGCCAAAAGAGAUGCCCUACUUCUCAGUUUCAAAGAUGCCAAGCUGUCAGUGGUAGAGUAUGACCCUGGGACACAUGACCUGAAGACUCUUUCACUACAUUACUUUGAGGAGCCUGAGCUGAGGGAUGGCUUUGUGCAGAAUGUACACACACCUCGGGUGCGGGUGGACCCUGAUGGGCGCUGUGCGGUCAUGCUGAUCUAUGGAACACGACUUGUAGUGCUGCCUUUCCGAAGGGAGAGUCUGGCAGAGGAGCAUGAGGGACUGGUAGGCGAAGGGCAGAAGUCAAGCUUCCUGCCGAGCUACAUUAUUGAUGUUCGGGCCUUGGAUGAGAAGCUCUUGAACAUCAUUGAUCUGCAGUUCCUUCAUGGAUACUAUGAGCCCACCCUCCUCAUCUUGUUCGAGCCUAAUCAGACCUGGCCAGGGCGUGUGGCUGUACGACAAGAUACAUGCUCCAUUGUUGCCAUCUCUCUGAACAUUUUGCAGAAGGUUCACCCAGUUAUCUGGUCCCUAACCAACUUGCCUUUUGACUGUACCCAGGCACUAGCAGUACCCAAACCAAUAGGUGGAGUAGUGAUCUUUGCUGUCAACUCCCUCCUGUACCUGAACCAGAGUGUUCCACCCUAUGGUGUUUCCCUCAACAGCCUCACUGCUGGCACCACAGCUUUCCCUCUACGCAUGCAGGAUGGAGUGAAAAUCACCCUGGAUUGUGCUCAAGCUGCCUUUAUAUCCUAUGACAAGAUGGUCAUCUCCUUGAAGGGGGGCGAGAUCUAUGUGCUGACCCUCAUCACAGACGGAAUGCGUAGUGUCCGAUCCUUUCACUUUGACAAAGCAGCUGCUAGUGUUCUUACCACCUGUAUGAUCACCAUGGAACCAGGUUACCUUUUUCUGGGCUCCCGUCUUGGGAAUUCACUUCUACUUAAAUAUACAGAGAAACUGCAAGAACCACCAGCCAGUGCUGCCCGAGAAGCCCCAUCACGGGAAGUUUCUGACAAGGAUGAGCCACCUGUCAAAAAGAAGCGAGUGGAGUCCACGCUGGGCUGGGCAGGUGGUGGGAAGUCAGCUCCCCAGGAUGAAGUGGAUGAAAUUGAGGUGUAUGGCAGUGAAGCCCAGUCUGGUACCCAGCUGGCCACUUACUCCUUUGAGGUGUGUGAUAGCAUCCUGAACAUUGGACCCUGUGCUAAUGCUGCCAUGGGGGAACCGGCCUUCCUGUCCGAGGAGUUUCAGAACAGUCCAGAGCCAGACCUGGAAAUUGUGGUUUGCUCGGGUUAUGGGAAGAACGGAGCAUUGUCUGUGCUUCAGAAGAGCAUUCGACCCCAGGUGGUGACAACCUUUGAGCUGCCCGGCUGUUAUGACAUGUGGACAGUCAUUGCACCCUUGCGCAAGGAAGAGGAUGAGACUACCAAGGGGGAAGGGGCAGAACAGGAGCCCAGCUCCCCAGAAACAGAAGAUGAUGGGAAGAGACAUGGCUUUCUCAUUCUUAGCCGAGAGGAUUCUACCAUGAUCCUACAGACAGGUCAGGAGAUCAUGGAGCUGGACACAAGUGGCUUUGCCACACAAGGUCCCACUGUCUAUGCUGGUAAUAUUGGUGACAAUCGAUAUAUUGUCCAAGUGUCGCCCCUUGGUAUUCGUCUGCUAGAAGGAGUGAACCAGUUGCAUUUCAUUCCUGUGGACCUGGGCUCUCCCAUUGUGCAGUGUGCUGUUGCUGAUCCUUAUGUGGUCAUCAUGAGCGCCGAGGGUCAUGUGACUAUGUUCCUUCUGAAAAGUGACUCCUAUGGGGGAAGGAACCAUCGCCUGGCUCUUCACAAGCCCCCUUUACAUCAUCAGUCAAAGGUGAUUGCACUCUGUGUGUACCGGGAUGUCAGUGGGAUGUUCACCACUGAGAGUAGAGCAGCUGGGCUCCGAGAUGAGCUGGGAGGUCGAGGGGGCCUGGAGGCUGAGGGCCUGGGACCAGAGAUCAGCCCCACAGUGGAUGAUGAAGAAGAGAUGUUAUAUGGAGACUCCAGUUCAUUGUUCAGUCCCAGUAAAGAAGAGGCUCGAAGGAGUAGUCUCCCACCUGCUGACCGGGACCCUCCACCAUACAGAGCAGAGCCCACCCACUGGUGUGUGCUAGUACGAGAGAGUGGGGCCAUGGAAAUCUAUCAGCUCCCAGACUGGCGCCUGGUAUUUCUAGUGAAAAAUUUUCCUGUUGGGCAGCGGGUGCUAGUAGAUAGCUCCUUUGGCCAGCCAGCCACACAGGGUGACACCAAGAAAGAAGAGGUGACAAGGCAAGGGGAACUUCCUCUUGUUAAGGAGGUAUUACUGGUUGCCUUGGGUAACCGCCAGACCCGUCCCUAUUUGCUGGUACAUGUAGACCAGGAACUGUUGAUCUAUGAGGCCUUUGCUCAUGACUCCCAGCUUGGCCAGAGCAAUCUCAAAGUUCGAUUCAAAAAGGUUCCCCACAACAUCAAUUUCAGGGAGAAGAAGCCAAAGCCAUCAAAGAAGAAGUCAGAAGGGGGUGGGACUGAAGAGGGUGCUGGUGCUCGGGGCCGUGUAGCCCGGUUCCGCUAUUUUGAAGAUAUUUAUGGCUAUUCAGGGGUGUUUAUCUGUGGUCCUUCACCCCAUUGGUUGCUGGUGACUGGUCGGGGAGCCCUUCGAUUGCAUCCUAUGGGUAUUGAUGGUCCCAUUGACUCCUUUGCCCCUUUCCACAAUGUCAACUGUCCAAGGGGAUUCCUAUACUUCAAUAGACAGGGGGAGCUUCGGAUCAGUGUGCUCCCAGCCUAUUUGUCCUAUGAUGCUCCCUGGCCAGUAAGAAAGAUUCCAUUGCGGUGCACCGCUCACUAUGUUGCCUAUCAUGUGGAGUCCAAGGUCUAUGCUGUAGCCACAAGCACCAAUGCCCUAUGUACCCGCAUUCCUCGAAUGACAGGUGAAGAGAAGGAGUUUGAGACAAUAGAGAGAGAUGAACGGUAUAUCCACCCCUUGCAGGAGGCCUUCUCUAUCCAGCUCAUCUCUCCAGUCAGUUGGGAGGCCAUCCCUAAUGCCAGGAUUGAGCUGGAGGAAUGGGAGCAUGUGACCUGCAUGAAGACAGUGUCCCUUCGAAGUGAAGAGACUGUGUCUGGCCUCAAGGGCUAUGUGGCUGCUGGAACAUGCCUCAUGCAGGGGGAGGAGGUCACGUGUCGAGGCAGGAUUCUCAUCAUGGAUGUGAUUGAAGUAGUUCCAGAGCCAGGACAACCACUGACGAAGAACAAGUUCAAAGUGCUGUAUGAGAAAGAGCAAAAGGGCCCAGUGACAGCUCUCUGUCAUUGCAAUGGCCACCUAGUAUCAGCCAUUGGUCAGAAGAUCUUCCUGUGGAGUCUUCGGGCCAGUGAGCUGACAGGCAUGGCUUUCAUUGACACACAGCUCUACAUUCACCAGAUGAUCAGUGUGAAGAAUUUCAUCUUGGCAGCUGAUGUCAUGAAGAGCAUUUCUCUACUUCGCUACCAGGAGGAGAGCAAAACCCUGAGCCUGGUGUCCCGGGAUGCCAAGCCCCUGGAAGUGUACAGUGUGGAUUUCAUGGUAGACAGUGCUCAACUUGGCUUUUUGGUGUCAGACCGGGACCGCAACCUCAUGGUGUAUAUGUAUCUCCCUGAAGCCAAAGAGAGUUUUGGGGGGAUGCGGCUGCUGCGACGGGCGGACUUCCAUGUGGGUGCCCAUGUGAACACGUUCUGGAGGACACCAUGCCGGGGAGCAGCAGAAGGGCCCAGCAAGAAAUCCAUUGUCUGGGAAAAUAAGCAUAUCACAUGGUUUGCCACAUUAGAUGGUGGCAUUGGGCUCCUGUUGCCCAUGCAGGAGAAGACGUAUCGGAGGCUGCUGAUGUUGCAAAAUGCCCUGACCACGAUGCUGCCUCACCAUGCUGGUCUCAACCCCCGUGCCUUUCGGAUGCUACAUGUUGACCGUCGAAUACUUCAGAAUGCUGUACGCAAUGUCCUUGAUGGGGAACUCCUUAAUCGUUAUCUCUACCUUAGCACCAUGGAACGUGGAGAGCUGGCCAAGAAGAUUGGGACCACACCUGACAUUAUUCUGGAUGACCUGUUGGAGAUUGAUCGUGUUACAGCUCAUUUCUAGUUACCUCUAUCCCAAAUACACACUUUUGGAUAAAACAGAGAUUUUGUUUUAAGGAA
Molecule: messenger RNA, 4592 nt
Organism: Gracilinanus agilis (Agile Gracile Mouse Opossum)
Lineage: Eukaryota; Metazoa; Chordata; Mammalia; Didelphimorphia; Didelphidae
Gene: CPSF1
Product: cleavage and polyadenylation specific factor 1
Exons: 38
Coding region: 184-4536 (1450 amino acids)
Cellular component (GO): nucleus; mRNA cleavage and polyadenylation specificity factor complex
Molecular function (GO): nucleic acid binding; protein binding
Source: RefSeq, a predicted model, not a curated record